Messenger RNA from Zootermopsis nevadensis, 10796 nucleotides. It is a transcript of the gene zfh1, whose product is annotated as Zn finger homeodomain 1. Lineage: Eukaryota; Metazoa; Arthropoda; Insecta; Blattodea; Termopsidae. The record is from RefSeq and is a predicted model, not a curated record. Gene Ontology annotation, molecular function: RNA polymerase II cis-regulatory region sequence-specific DNA binding; DNA-binding transcription factor activity, RNA polymerase II-specific. Gene Ontology annotation, biological process: regulation of transcription by RNA polymerase II; anatomical structure development.
CGUCGCCACUAGUCGGGAGGCGAUCGCUCGUAGCAGCGCGAGGUGAUGUUCAGUCUUUCUCUGGCUCAGUAGGCCAUGGUGGCGCGCGGAGAGAGCAUGUUCGGAUGUUACGAUAGUUACUCUUAUCGACUGUGGAGCUUGGCCAACGUGUGGAGUCAGUUGCCGCUUACCGCUGCCGGCGUGGGUAAAUCCGUUUCCCCAGGAUCUGGCGCUGACGAUGGUGGCAGGACGGGUGCUACUGGACUAGGGACCGAUUACUUCAUCAAGUGCCCACAGUGUCAGAAUGGUUACCCCGGAUUCCAGGCGCUGAAGGAGCAUGUCGAGUCCUCUCAUCCGCCUCCGCCACAGGUCAGAGGUGGUGACGACGGGGCGUCGCAACCCACGUCACCAGUCGGCUCUCCUGCCCCCAACACCCCAGGCGGGGGUUACGCCUGUCCCCAGUGUAACACUAGUUUCCUUCAUAAAGACCAGCUGGAGAAGCAUGAGCUACUCCAUUCCCCGAACGCCCAGGUGUCCUGCAAAGUAUGCAACAAGACAUUUGCGAAUGUGUACCGCCUGCAGCGCCACAUGAUAAGCCACGACGAGAGUGCAGUACUACGCAAGUUCAAGUGUCCGGAGUGUGAGAAAGCUUUCAAAUUCAAGCACCACCUCAAAGAGCAUAUCCGGAUUCACAGCGGAGAGAAACCUUUCGAAUGUGCCAACUGUGGUAAACGAUUCUCACACUCUGGAUCGUACUCAAGUCACAUGACCUCCAAGAAGUGCCUCAUCAUGAACCUCAAAGUGGGCCGUGGAGGUCGUGGUGGGCCCAAUUCCCUCCUAGAUAAAUGUGCACCUCAUCACAGAAGUGCAGGACCUGCAUCCAAACGAUCCCUAGCAAAUAACAGCCCUUUAAAUAGUAAUACAUCCAAUACUACAGCAAAUUCCAAUAUGAACAACACCACCUUCCCACAUAUGCUUCCAAAAUAUGGCGAUUCCUUCCUGUCUGCAGUCAGUCCACGGAUUCCUGGCAGAUUCCCUGCAGCGUCAUCACAUCCUCACACUGCAGCUCCCAGCCUACAUCAUUUCUAUAUGGCAGUAGCUCCUACAAUGCACCUAAAUCCACACCCCAACUCAGGGAUUAAUCCAUAUAAACUUCCUGCAUCCUUUAGUCAUCUUUUGGAGCACCUUACAGCAUCUUCACCACCUCAUCAACCAAGGAUGUCUAUUCUUGAGGAUGGCAAGAAAAUGGAAGGGGAGGUUGAAGAGGAAAAGGAGAAUGAAACAGAUGGUGAUACCCAAAACCAGGAAACAAAAUAUGAUGGAGGUAUCAAAGAUGCAGAAGAAGCAAGGGAAGUGAAGGAGGAGAGGCAAGAUGAAUGUGACAUGCAUAUGUCCACUCCUGAGGGAGAAGAAGGUAGGCAUGAUGAAGUAGAUGAAAGAGAAUCCCCUAUUGCCAGAAGUGGGAGUAGAAAUUCACCAGGUGCUGGGAGUAAUAGUGGUGACCUUGAGGCAGUGAAGAGGAUUCUGGAGACUGUAAAUGCUACAGUAACUAAACAGUUUCUGGAAGCCAACAUGCAGAAGUUGACUUCUUCGGCAUCUUCAGGCAGCAGUUGUCCAAGCAUUGCCAGUGUAUCAUCUCCACAUGCAAAUGGUACUGAAAACAAUGUAACAGAGUUCCAAAAAAAAAGUAGCGAAUUUUCUUCAUCAGAGUUUUCAUCAUGCAGACACUGUCAGAAGAAAUUCCCCAGUCCCAUCGACCUCCAUCAACACGAACGUUACCUUUGCGAAUGCCGUCCAGGGGAUCGCAGAAGUGAAGGACUUGCUGCAAAGUUGGAGGAUGCUGUUACAGUGAAGACAGAAGAGAUGUCGCUUAAUGGUGGUUGCAGUGGAAGUGAGGAUGGCGAUGAUGGUGAUGGACGAGCUUCUGGUAAGGAGCCAGUAACAGAAGAAGAUGAGUAUGAAGCUGAAUCCAUUACAACAACAGACCAGGUUUCAGAAGAUGGACGCAAAGUACGUGUGAGGUCCCUGAUAGCUGAUGAGCAACUUGCAGUCCUCAAAGGCCACUAUUCCCUUAAUCCAAGACCGAAGAAAGAUGAAUUGUCACGAAUAGCAGACAAAAUUGGGUUUCCAGUCCGUGUUGUACAGGUCUGGUUCCAAAAUACCCGUGCUAGGGACCGUCGUGAAGGGCGGUUAGUUCAUAUCCCAUAUGUUCCUCUGGCAACAGUUCCGGGUUUUCCUCCAGCAUCUCUCGUGCCUUCAUCACAACCGUCACACCUUCAAACUAUGAAUGUGGGCCAUUACUCUACCGCAUCACCUCCUCUAUGUCCUUCCUCUGGUGCAGAACAACCGCUGGACCUCUCUACUAAGAAGAACCAACAUUCUUUAGCUUCAACUCCAUCCAGUUCACCACUUAGGCCAACGUCAGCAACAGCUCAUUCUGAUUCUGGCGAGGAUGUCGGUUGUGCCAUGAAUCUUAGUCGCAAAUCCUCUUCACGUAGUCCAACCCCAAAUAGUAAUGCCCUGUUAACAGCACCUUUUAGACAACUCCCUCCAUUCCAGCAGCCCCACUAUCCACAUUCCUCGUGUUCAUCGUCAUCUGUAGCAGAUUUCCGUCGGACACCAUCUCCAAUGUCUUCAAUAAAUUUGCAACAGCAUAUUGAAGGGCUCAGUAAUGGAAUUCCAAAUGGCAGUAGGUUAGCACGCAUCCUGGCACAGCCGCCCGUAACAGCAUCACAUCGCAUGGUAGCCAGUCUCACAAAUGGAAUCAAUGGCAGCACUGUGGGAAUAGUUCCCAUGGAACGGCUUAUGUAUGGGGCUGAUCUACAUGUAUCAUCACGCUCUCCACUACCCAUAUUCAGUCAUCAACAUCACCUGGAGAAUGGUCGAGCUUGCAGUUCCAGUCCCAGCUCCGACAAGCGCUCCUGGAAACAGGGUUAUUUGGAUGGGGGUGACACAACAGAUGAGGCAGAUGACUCUGGUUGUGGUGGAGGUGGAAACCAGGAAAUAGAUCAUGCCCUUAUGAUCAUGGAUGAGGAUGGCUCAUCACCCACCAAGAGACACAAACUCUCUCCAGCACUUAGCAAAGGCCUCGUGCAAGGUGGUGGAGUCACAGGAUUAGAUGGUGAAGUGGAGGGACAGUUUAUCUGUGACCAGUGUGACAAGGCCUUUUCCAAACAGAGCUCUCUUGCUCGGCACAAGUAUGAACAUUCUGGCCAGCGACCACAUAAGUGUGAUGUGUGCACCAAGGCAUUCAAACACAAGCACCACCUGACUGAACAUAAGCGUCUGCACAGUGGGGAGAAGCCCUUCCAGUGUUCCAAGUGUCUUAAGCGCUUCUCACACUCUGGGUCCUACAGCCAACACAUGAACCACCGCUAUUCAUACUGCAAGCCAUACAGAGAAUAGCUUUGCCUCACAGACACUUUCACCUGAGGAGCACGUCCUCUCCUCGCCUGUGUUUGUGAGCGGAAAUUGAACCAAAUGCUCUGGUAAAGCAUGGGUUAAGUAUGAAUAUAAAAUUCAAGCUGCAUAAGAAUACGAAGAGGGACUGGCAGUACUGAGGAAGAGGAUUUUACUACCAACCUUACAGUCUGGAAUAAAACUAUGGAACCAAUCUGCCUACCCGUCGUUGUGUGUAGAUUGAAUAGUAAUCUCAUCUCAUCAGGGGUUCUAUGUUAAAGAGGGUGAAUGGAUCAUAAUAAGAGAGUAGCUAACUAACCUAAGAGUCAGCAGCUUCCACCCCUCCAUCAAACCCCCUUUACAUGAACAUUAUCCCCUAUGAACACACCUGAGAAAUAGAAAGCCUCUGUAAUUAGCCAUUAAAAAUGUAACAUUUAUUGUUUGAUGUUUACAUCUGACAUGCAGGAUAAAUUUAUUCUUUACUUAAUGGUGUAUGGAGCAUACAGCUGGCCAUAAAUUUUCAACAGAACAUUUUAAACAUUAUAUUUCAUCUAAAAAGAUGCAUGAAAUCAGUAGCCAGUAUCAGAUAAGUUAUUGUCACUUGAAACUGGCAUACUUGCGUAAUAAAUUGCAAAGCAUUUAGGUAAAGACUUUGUAGUAUACUGUUGUGUAAUUCCAACAUAAGGCCACAAAUUGAGUUACCAUUAUAAUAAAACAUUUUCAUUUCUUGACUUAUGUUAAAAGGUCAAAAUGAAAAGUUCCAAAAGUUAUGUAGGGCAUGUUCAGUAUUAAGAUAAAUUUCUAAGUUACAUCUUGUCCUAAUAUGUUUUACAAUACUUUUUGCACAAUUUAGAAUGUGCUUUAAUAUUUGGGUUCAUACUUUUUUUUACCCUUUUAGUACAAAGGUGUAAACAGAAAGCCUCCUGUUUCUCAGGCUUUGUUCAUUGUUGCUUCCUCUUAAAAAUAUAUUAUCAUAUUUUUCUCUCUCCCUUUACUCAUUUUAAUACCAAUGUAAAGUAGUGACUUUUCAUCUCCUUUUUAAAAUUCGCUUAAUGGUGUGUAAUCUUGCCAUGUGCUCGGGUCAGGAAAUUGGUUUUUAUUAUUAAUUAUGCAAUUUUUAAGAUUGUAAUUUAAAUUACAAUCUACAGAUAAUGCACUGUCAUCAGAAACCUUCAUAUUUCAUCAAUAUGUUAACAUUAUUCAAAGAAGUUGCUGUUAUAAAAGUUUUUGUGUACAAUGUUAAAAAAUAAAAUGUGUUGUAGCUCCUCUGAUAUUGCAGUAGAGAUAACACAUGCUUCAGCAGAAAAAAUAAAUUGAAAGGCUCUAUAUUAAAAUGAUAAACAGUAUCUUCUCACUUCACUUACAGCAGUAGUAUCAAAAUUUGUGUCUCUUAUACACACUGGUUUAAUGGCUUCCCUGACCCGUGACAGAAAAAGUGAAAAACUGUUUAGUGGAGUUCCUGUAUUCUUCACAAUGUAGUAGUGUUUCAAGAAACUUUUUGAGAUCCUAGAUUCAGUAGACAUCCCACUUUAUUAUAUAUAACUCAUAUGUAGUUACUGAAAAACAAGUCCUCCAUCCCUUAAUUGUUCACCAAGAUGGAGUGUUUAUAUCCCUUUUAAAUGUUUGAAUCCUUUUAAAAAUAUUUAAAUAUUCAAACUUUUCUUCCCUUUGUCUCUCUCUCUGAUUAAGAAUUUAAGACCCUUAUACCUCCAAUAUCACAUUACAUAACAAUUUGGAGAAUGCAAAUGACUCAUAGGAAUGGCUCAGUUUAGAAACCAAUAUGAAGAACUGAUGUUAUGAAAAGAAGGGUUUUUACAGCGUUAUUCAUUUGUAAAUAUGUACGUCCAUCCAUUGUGAAACUUUUACAUUGUCUUUAUUUAAAACACACCGAAGAAAGAGGUGUUAAUGUUAAAGUUUUUUAAAAUGAAAAAGUGUGUGCCAUAAACGUUUGUCCCUCCUUCUAUUCUCCAUGGAGGGAUGCUAUCUUACUUGUAGCUAUAGUCCUCAAUUAAGGAAGUAUGAAUGUAUUUUCUUCAUUGUGUACAUACGUAUAAGAGAUUACAGUACCUGUAAAAUAAUACUCAGCAUGUUCUUGGCCAACUGAGAAGCAGUAGAAAUAUUUAAAAAAUUAAUUUAAAUUUAGGGUGAAAAGAAGAUGAGAAAUGGUUGCAGCUAUUAUGAACUGCAAACAUAUUUUCAUUCAUCUGCACCUUCUUCAAAGAUGUCCAGAAUUAACAAAAAUUUAGUAAUCUGCCAUAAAGUCAUAAUGUGCCAAUGAUUAAAAUAAAAUUGCCAAUAAGAUAAAAAUCAAUUGUCUUCCACCACCUCAGCUGAUGUACAUUUCUAAAUGACGAGAUGCAAUGUAAGUUAUCCAGCUAGUCGAAUGUUUACUUGAAAGUGCAAUUUAAUCUGGGUCAGGAAUGCAAGAAGGAGAAUAUUUAUAGAACAAGGGCAAUUACUUUAUUUGUUAAUCAUCAUUCAGUUGCCAUUCCUUUAAAUAUCAAUGUGUAUUACAGAACUGAUGGAGAAAGGGCAAAUUAUAUGGUUUAUGUCAAGUAUUCUUUGCUCGAAAGGUUCUGGGACCUCUUAUAGUCUAUACAGUCAGUAACAUAAAAAUAUAUUUGUUACCAGAACAAAGGAUAUGCCUUAUAUAGCAAGCAUCCAGCACCACAAUUUCUUUCCAUAAUGCUCUUAUUUUGUUGUCUUCAGCCAAAUAGUAAUUUCAUGGACACAGUCACUCGUUCCCUACCUCUAUUAUCUUUGGCUGAUUCUGUUUCUCGAUUCUCAAAUUUUUCAGUUAACUCGAGCUUUGAUUUUAUUGUCAGUAAAAUUUUCUUACAAUUUUAAGCCAACUUCCUUAGGAUACACAAGUGUUACCUAUCAUUUUCACAAAAUUGCCGCACAGUGCAAUAUAGUGGAAUUGAUGUGCAUGUUAAUUUUUUAAAAAGAAUAAGCAGCUGAAGCAUCUCUCUCUCUCCACUGCCUUGUCCAUUGGAACAAACCUUUUCAACCCCUCAAACAUCACUGAAUGGUUGAGCACUGAAAAAGAGAAAGGCAUUGUUCAACCACAGUUUCUGUACACCCUUCCAAAACUAUACUCCACCCUCGAAACAAAUAUGUAAAGAUGUCAAAUGCCUGCUUCACACACGUCUGCAUUUAUGUAAAACAGAAGUCAUGCAUUGAUAAUCCGCACACAGAUAAAAUCUCCUCGGGUGAUCAGUGGCGUCAAAUGGUUAAACAAUAAAACUGACGUUUCAGGGGCAGAACGGGCUUAAGAUCAAUAGAGAGCAAGGCCAAAGAGCAUGUGCUUUUGACUCCGCCCACCAGUUGUGAUUGGCUAGGGUUCGGCCAUGAUCACUGGCCGGGCUGGUAUAUGUAUGGAGACAACUACAUAACUCAGCCACAUCAGAACCCUGAUGAUGGGGACAGAGACGGUCCCUGAAACGUCGGUUUUAUUGUUUGACCAUUUGACGUGACUGAUCGCCCGAGAAGAUUUUAUUGAGUUACGUUGCCGUGAAAGCUUCAAAUCAUAUAUCACACACAGAUAAUAGGGAGUGUGCUGUACUUCCAUAGUAUAAUUGGGUGAUAUAAAAGACAUAAUUAGUGUUUAGAUUGUCUUUAACCUCAUAAAGUAACGGGGGACAUAUAUACCACAGGUUUGUCAGGCCAGGUGAAUAGCUUAGAGAUAUGUUAAUGGUAUGCAUGGCCAGCUGACAAAUGAAUGAUAAAAGUUACGUGUUUGUUAAAGUUUAAGUACAGUGUUCAAUAAAUAUUUAUAAUUUUUUAUAACAUGAAUUGAUCAAUCUAUGAUUUACUUAAAUAUUGAUCUAAGGAAGUUGUUAAGGAUAAUAAUUCUGCCAUAAUUUGUCAAAGUACACAAUGGGUUUUGCUUGUAUAUUAGGCGUACUACAAAUACAGAAAUUCAUUUGAAUCAUUGUCCGUGUUUGAUCCUUGGGGAUUUCUAGAACUCUGACCUGUUUAUGUAUGAGGCCUUAGAACUUAUUGGCUGCAAGAUGCUUUACUCCAUCAGAUCUGUAUUACCACAUGUGAUUUCAUGAUAAUGGGAUUUCAUUAGCCAGUAGUAAUAUUAGUAUGUAAAAUAACUGUUUCAGAAUUUCUUUAAGCAUAAACAGUUUGGUAAUGGCGCCAAAGAAUUAUUUCUGUUCGUAAAGGUGGAAGUGACAAUUGGAUGCAAUAUCUUAGUUUUUUAUGUAUAUAAAUAGAGUAAUUCUUCAGAUAGUUUUGUAAAAGUUACACAUAUGAUUAUUAAUUGCAUAUGUCCAUUAUUUUAGUGCCAAUUGUUUUAAUACAAUAUUUUGUUACAUGAUUUGUUGUUAUGGAGAAUGGUAUGUACAAAAUGUGCGGAACGAUACGAACCACAAUAGAGAAAGUGCUGUGAGUUGCGUCUGUAACAGGUCCCACACUGACUUCGCCUCCUACAUUUUAAGAGAUGGAUAAGAGAUUAAGAAAAAUGUUGAGGAGGCAUAAUGUGAUACAUAAAUAUAUUAUUGCCAGAUAUGAAAUGUUUUAUCUUGACUUUUGCCGUAUGUUGGCAACUUCAGUGUGAGAACUGUAAUGGAUCCAUUCAAGGCUAAGACAUUAAACAGUAUAAAUUAUGAAUUGCCAAUGAUGUCUCUGUGCUAGCUGCAGGGUCAGAACUGACAUUGAUUGAACUAGUUAACAGAAUACUGUUCAUGUCUAGCUGUGACUUCUGUAUCUCAGCUAUUGGUGGGUUCUUGUGACAAUAUAAUACAAAUAGACUCCUCACUUUAACAAAACUAAAAACACAAAAAAACAAAGUAGGAUUUGAGGUGCACAUGAUAUAAAAGCUGAAUGACAGUGAUAUACAUAAAAAAAACCAAAAGUUUACCUUUCCUAAGAUCCCCAUCUUAUGUACACGCUCUUGCUAAAUCCCAGCCUUGUUAUAAUCUCACACAAAUACUCAGGAGCUCACUACAGAUAUUUUUUUCUCUAGAAAUUGAAGCAUUUGUUUUUCAGUAUGACAUGUGUUAUAGGCCUAUGCGUGAUGUUAAAAAAAGGCAUUUAAGAUUAACAAAGUAAAAUGUACCAAUAAUUCCAUAGCUAAUUUUUUUAAUUAUUUGUGGAUAUAUUUGAUCGAGCUUUCUCUCAUAACAAAAUGCUUACAAAUAUACAUACACAUAUGAUAUUUCGUGUUUCAAAUAAACUUCAGGUUUUGUCUAAAAUGUGUGCUGUGGUUCUCAGAGGAGAUUUAAGAUAAAUUAUGAUUAUUAAUAUUACAGUUAUAGUUCAGAAACAGAGUGAAAACACAUUUACUCUGUAAAAACGAAUCAAAGUGUCUUUGCAUUAAACACUCUCACAUCAACGAUACAUGCAAGGAACCCCAUGUAUAGACAUAUUGUAUUUGUUGUUUGAAAGAAGCAAACAAAAUACUCAUCAUUCCAGGAACAGUUUAGUGGCGAAGCGAAUUGUUGAUACUUCCAAGUGUGUGAGCUGUGUAUAUGGGUUUGACAAUAAUAUGUAGAGAAGAAUUUUUAUAUCCUUUGCCUGAUUCUAAGCCAUUAUUAUAAUCAGGAGUGCGCAUGUAUCAUGCCCAAUGUUGAUGGAACUGACUGGCCAAGUGGAGCAGUUUCCCAUCCUGUGUAUGUGCACUUUAUGGUGCACACAUGCGCACAAGGACUUUUUUUAUUCUUCAGCCUAAAUACAGAAUAUUGAUUUCAUAGAAUCACAAGGUGUGUGAUAUAUAUAUAUAUAUUAUAAAUAUAAAUGAAAGAUGAAAUUAUAUAUAGAUACACAAUGAGAUACAAUUAUUAUAAUUAUUAUAUUAAAUAAAUGGGGUGAAAUACUGAUGAGGACCCAAAGAUAUUAAUAAUCCGAAACUUUUGUAAAUAAUGAAUAUUUCCCUUGCUCACGGUACAUAUUUUUAAAUAUCUUUCCCUUUGUGUUAAGAAUGUAGAAUUUUUCUAUCCGGAGCAAGAUAUAAUACAUAUAUAUAUAUAUAUAAUAGUUCUUAAUGUCUCAUCUUUAAUAAGGGGUUAAAAACAAAUGUUCAAUUGUAAAUGAAUGUAAAACUGUUACACAAAAAUCACCCCUUUCCUUAACUCAUUCCUUCUGAUACAUUUAUUGUUUUAACUUUAUCUUAAUUAAAACAAAUAUGUAACUUAUAUUUCUUCCUUUUCCUUUGUAAUGCAUGGUCUCUCUGUCUCUGAGCAUUCAUCCGUCUUCUUGUCUUACUUCAAUAUGUUCACGUCUUUUCAAAUAGAAAAUUUAUACUGGGGUAUAUAAAAAGUUUGGUAACCUAUCAUAAGUUAGUGAACAGGGACAUCACUUCAAUUCCCCCCUCUACACAAUAUGGAAAUUUAUUUGUGCUUCGAGGGUAAUCUCAUCAACUAAGAGUCACAAGAAACAAAACCACUUCAACCAAAGUCAAAUACUUGUUUCAGAUCUUGAUACAGAUAAUUUAUCACUUGAAUUUUGUAUUUUCCAUCUCCUGCCUUUGUACGUAGAACAGUGUCCUGAUGAUCUCUUUAAACAUUUAUAUAUAUAUCUCUCUCUUGUGUUUUCACAACUUUACACUACAUUUCUCUCGACACCUUAUUUAUCAGAACAAUAAUGGUGAUCCCUCGUGGGAAUAUAGAUUUGUCUUUUUUUUUUAUCUUUAAAAUGUGCUUCCAGUGCAAUUGUUGUUUUUAUGUAAAUUCUACCUUAGCUUGUGCAUUUGAAAACAUUUUGUUAAAAGAGGCUAUGUGAUCCACGUGCUGAUGAGAGAUGCCUGAUAUGAGAUUUUAGUUUUUUAUAUAAUGAACAAUGUAUAAUUUUUUAUAUAAGAAGAAUGUACAUGUGUAAUGUUUUUUGAGGUUUUGGAAACAACGAACACAUAUGUUCUAUAUAAUAUACCAGAUAUAUUCUCUGUGUGUGAUAAUGUUUUUAUAUGUAUACACAUUAUUUUUUCUCUUUAUUAGGUUUCAUACUUAGUUUCUUCACUUUUUUAAAAAUAAAAUCAAUAUAAACAGCUUAAUUUGAAAUACAAGCUAGUGUGACCAAAGAGAAUGUAUCAUAAAACCAUAUAAAUAUCUUCUUUUUUAUUUACCUUCUUUGUGCAAUAAUGUUAACUCUUAUUGCCAUUUUUAUUUAUGACUUUUUUUUUGUUUUUAAGUAAGUUCAGUUGUUUAAUUGGGUAAAGGAGAAAAUAUUUCUGCCACUGUUUGUGUUUUGGUAUGCAAAACCAAAUAUUGCUCUGUACCAUGACAUUACGAUAAAGGGGAUAUUUUAUAAUAUGUUAAUGUGUCCCAAAAGUACUGUGAGGGAUAACCAUGUGGGCGGUACAGAGGUUAUGAUUAUAUUCUGUAAAAGCUGAAGUAUUGCAGUCUGGGCACUACAAAAGUUCAAUUCUGUACCUUUUAAAUCAUAAUGUAUAAAUAAAUUUGUGAUCAAAGCUA